AUGGGCUAUGUGGCGGCGGCCGUGGCGGUCUUCUGCUUCGGCAGCAACUUGGUCCCGGUGAAGAAGUUCGAGACCGGCGACGGGAUGUUCUUCCAGUGGAUCCUGUGCACGGGCAUCUGGCUCACGGGCCUCGUCGUUAACGGCAUCCAGGGCUGGCCCACCUUCGAGCCCAUUGCCAUGAUUGGCGGCGUGCUCUGGUGCACGGGCAACCUCCUCACCGUCCCCAUCAUCAAGAUGAUUGGCCUUGGCCUGGGCCUCCUCCUCUGGGGCUUGACCAACUUGAUCAUGGGCUGGGCCACCGGUACCUUCGGGCUGUUUGGCCUCAGCUCCAACGAGAUCAAGACGCCCUGGCUCAACUACCUGGGCAUCUCACUGGCUGUGGCCUCUGUCGGCGUCUACGCCUUUGUCAAGCCCACUGUCAAGAAGAUUGGUGAGGACGAACACUGCGACGUGGAGGAACACCACUCCGUCAACGUAGGCAGGCUCGAGGAUUCCUACUUGAUCACCAACCCUGGCCACGCUGACCACAAGGGCCACAGCAAGGAGCAGGACGAUUCGUUUGCCUUCAUUGAACGCCUGCCUUCCGCCACUAAGCGCGUGCUCGGCGUCAACUUCGACCCUCCGCAGUGGCUGAUCGACCACUGCGAGCCGUGUGACCACUCGGGUGGCCACAGCAGCAAGGGUCUUGACUAUGUUUGGUCUCACUUCUGUGGCAUCUUCCUAGCCUCGACUGUCUACUUCUUGCUCUACAGCUUGUUGAAGCGCAACAAGCCAGCCAUCAAUCCGCAAGUCGUGCUGCCCGGCAUCGUUUCGGAGCUGGGACUGACCGUUUCGUUCCCCAUCAUUGCGACUGGCCCGGGCGCCGUUGGUUGUCUGUGGGGCAUCCUCCUCUUUGGAGAGAUCAAGGGCGGGCGCAACUUCCUCUUCUUUGGCGCGGCUAUCGCGCUCAACGCCGUCGGCGUGGCCCUCAUCACCCUGGGCAAAUCUGUCAGCGUGUAA
Messenger RNA from Acanthamoeba castellanii str. Neff, 999 nucleotides. RefSeq names its product transmembrane protein 144 family protein. Gene Ontology annotation, cellular component: membrane. The transcript has 7 exons. The record is from RefSeq and is a predicted model, not a curated record. Gene Ontology annotation, molecular function: carbohydrate transmembrane transporter activity. Bases 1 to 999 code for a protein of 332 amino acids. Lineage: Eukaryota; Discosea; Longamoebia; Acanthamoebidae. Gene Ontology annotation, biological process: carbohydrate transmembrane transport.